This is a messenger RNA of Labrus mixtus (cuckoo wrasse), 2211 nucleotides long. RefSeq names its product EH-domain containing 1a (gene ehd1a). Gene Ontology annotation, biological process: endocytosis; endosomal transport. Lineage: Eukaryota; Metazoa; Chordata; Actinopteri; Labriformes; Labridae. The coding region runs from base 54 to 1652 and encodes 532 amino acids. The transcript has 6 exons. The record is from RefSeq and is a predicted model, not a curated record. Gene Ontology annotation, cellular component: plasma membrane; cytoplasm. Gene Ontology annotation, molecular function: protein binding; calcium ion binding; GTP binding.
CGCCAUUCAAAUUAUUACUGAGAGUGAUACUGACACGCACUAUAUCAGUCAGUAUGUUCAGAAAAAACAUGAAGAAGGAUCCAGAGCUGUUUCAGAACGUGUCUGAAGGGCUGCGGCGCCUCUACCGGACCAAGCUGUUCCCACUGGAGGACACGUAUCGAUUCCACGACUUCCACUCCCCUGCUCUCGAAGAUGCCGACUUCGACAACAAGCCCAUGGUCCUCCUGGUGGGUCAGUAUUCCACCGGGAAGACCACCUUUAUCCGGCACCUCAUGGAGCAGGACUUCCCCGGUAUGCGGAUUGGCCCCGAGCCGACUACGGACUCUUUCAUCGCGGUGAUGCACGGCGACCAGGAAGGGGUGAUACCCGGUAAUGCCCUGGUCGUCGACCCCAAGAAGCCCUUCCGCAAACUCAACGCCUUUGGCAACGCGUUCCUCAACAGGUUCAUGUGUGCCCAGAUGCCUAACCCCGUCCUGGAGAGCAUCAGUAUCAUUGAUACUCCUGGAAUCCUGUCUGGGGAGAAGCAGAGGAUAAGCAGAGGUUAUGACUUUGCUGCAGUGUUGGAGUGGUUUGCGGAGCGCGUGGACCGCAUCAUUCUCCUGUUCGAUGCCCACAAGCUGGACAUCUCUGAUGAGUUUUCGGAGGUGAUCCGAGCUCUUAAAAACCAUGAGGACAAAAUGCGCGUGGUCCUGAACAAAGCGGACCAGAUCAGCACUCAGCAGCUCAUGAGGGUUUAUGGAGCUCUCAUGUGGUCUUUGGGGAAGAUCAUCAACACACCUGAGGUGGUGCGCGUGUACAUCGGGUCAUUCUGGACCCAGCCCCUUUUGGUCCCUGACAACAGGAAGUUGUUUGAGGCAGAGGAGCAGGAUCUGUUCUUGGACAUUCAAUCAUUGCCACGUAAUGCAGCCCUACGUAAACUCAACGACCUCAUCAAACGAGCGCGCCUCGCCAAGGUACAAGCAUACAUUAUCAGCUCCCUUAAAAAAGACAUGCCGAGUGUGUUUGGAAAAGACUCCAAAAAGAAGGAGCUGAUAGCCAACCUGGGGGAGACCUACCAUAGGAUCGAGAAGGAGCACCAGAUCUCACCUGGAGACUUUCCCAACCUCGCCAAGAUGCAGGAGCUGCUGAACGGCCAGGACUUCUCUAAGUUUGUAGCGCUGAAGCCCAAGCUGCUGGAGGCAGUGGAGGACAUGCUCGCCAAUGACAUCGCCCGACUCAUGGCUCUGGUGCGCCAGGAAGAGGCGGCCAUGCCCAGUCAGAUCGUAAAGGGUGGAGCCUUUGAGGGAACCAUGAGCGGUCCAUUUGGUCAUGGUUAUGGCGAGGGAGCCAGCGAAGGCAUUGAUGAGCUGGAGUGGGUGGUGGGCCGUGACAAGCCUUCAUAUGAUGAGAUCUUCUACACCCUCUCACCCAUCAACGGCAAAGUGUCCGGAGCUGCAGCCAAAAAAGAAAUGGUGAAAUCCAAGCUGCCCAACACAGUCCUGGGGAAGAUCUGGAAGCUAGCAGACGUGGAUAAAGAUGGCCUACUCGACGAUGAGGAGUUUGCUCUGGCCAAUCACCUGAUCAAGGUGAAGCUGGAGGGCCAUGAAUUGCCAUCUGAGCUGCCCGAACACCUGGUGCCCCCGUCCAAACGUGGGAUAGUCCGGGAGGACUAGAGGAGGAGGGUUAGGGACCAGCCACAUCAACGCUUUGCUCCAUGUUAAGGACUCUCCAGACAUAAGUCCAACCACAAGCAUGAACAGCAUCAUCCUCCAUCAAGCUGUGAGUCUCCAGGCGUCCUGACACGGUGAAGAGUUGUGAUCUUUUCACCAGAGAAAGACUGGAGGUUUUCAGGGGGCAUGACACAGAGGAGAUAAUGUUAAGAUAUCUAUUAGAAAUACGUGGAGAUAAAGGGGUGGGAUAAAACAAAAACGAAGAACGGACAUUACUGGAUCAUGAACUGAUGGGCAGUUAGACGUUGCAUGGUGGGGCUGAACAUGUAUUUGUGAAUCCUGUGUUAAAGAUAUCUUAUAUGUACACAAUCCAUAUUAUUAUUAUAUGUUGAUCCAAAGAAAUAUAGUUUUUUUCCAUUUGGAGAGAAAAAGAGGAAAUAAAUCAAAACAGCUGUUAGAAUUGUUUUAUCUCUAUUUUUGUAUUUCCUGACUGUUAACUUAGACUCUUUCCAAAUGCUUCCCUUUUUAUUAUUUUGCCAGAUAAAUAAAAAGGAAUACUGUA